AUGAUAAAUAGAUUAAUCAGGCUUAGUUUUUGUUCCUCAAUUAAAAUAGAACCAGUUAAUAUUCAUUAUUAAGAUGGACUAUUUGAUACAGCCUAUGGUUUACUAAAAAUGACACGGAAUCCAUAUUUAAAGUAAAAGCAAUUAGAGAGCAUCACAAAUGCAUAUUUUUUAUUAGAUGGAGUUGGAUCAAACUUCAUUAAGAGUCUUUUUAAAAAGGAUAUGAAUUCAUUGAUUAUAUUUGAUUGUGAAAAGAUGCAUUUAAGGAAUGCGAUUGAAAUUUAUUAGGCAACUAAAAAGUAAAUAGAUUUGUAAUUUUUUGGUACUCCAAAAAGACCUCGUAAUCCAUUCUCAAAAUGUAAAGGUCCAAAAGACAUAUUUAAUUUAUAUAGACAUAUUUAGAAUCAAUAAAAACUUAUGCUUUCAAGAAUGUGUUUAAUUGUGAGUUAUAAUGGAGAAGUAAGAAUACAAGGAACAUUACCUGAAUGUGGAGAUUUGAAAUAUCAUUUAGAAGAGCAACCAGAAAACAUUAGUCAAAUAGGAUAUCGAAAAUAUAGCUAUCUAUUACCAUUUAGUGCUUAUUAGGGAAUUGUUACUGCUUAUAAUUAUGAGAAAGAAGGUGUGGCAAUAGAAUUUUUAAACUAUAAAAAAAUAUAUGCUUUGUAUGGUGUAUUUCCUCCAACUUAAAGAUAAUAUUAAGUUUUAUUCCAUUCCUAUAUGCAGAAAUUAGUUAAAAUACAUGAUGUGUAAUAUUAAUAAUCCAUUUUAUAGGACUCAUUCUUCUCUUUAUAAUGUGAUUGAUUUGGGUUGUGGAACUGGUGUUCUUGGAUUUAUUGCUAAUGAUGUAUUAUUGAGAAGCCUUAAGGAUAAAGAAAUAAAUAUCUAUUCAUUAGACAAUAUUGAAAACGCAGUCAAAUCAGCUAAAAUUAAUGCUUAAUGUUUAGAAUAUAAAAAUUAUACAGCAGAACUUGGAGAUAUUACAGAUAUUGAAACAUUAUAAUAUCAAUUAACAGUGUUUAAGUAAUUAGAUCUUUAUUAAUAAUUAGAUAUCCUGCUAAAUUCAAUUUGAUUAUUGCUAAUCCUCCUUGGAUUCAAGCAUCUAAAAUACGCAUUGAUGAUUCUAUUGAAAAUACAGUAACAGAUCCAGAUGGUAUUAUGCUAAAGUCAAUCUUUGAAUUUGCUAAUAGAUAUUUAUAAAUUGAAUCACUUGAUUCUACUAAAGGAAGAUUGAUUUUAAUUUAUAGUGAUAUCUCCUAAUUAUUGGAAUUGUAAGAAAAAGAAAAAGUUCAAGAGUUAUGUAGAGAAUAUAAAAUGGCUAUUACAUAUUACUCUGAAUUACCAUUUCAUAUUAAAGAUCCUCAAAAUGUUGAUCCUCUCUUACAAUAUAAACAGAAUAGUAGAGUUUAGCUUUUUGAGAUUCGCAAGAUAUGAUUUAUUAUAUAUAAAAAUUGAUUGCUAGGC
Molecule: messenger RNA, 1458 nt
Organism: Paramecium sonneborni
Lineage: Eukaryota; Ciliophora; Oligohymenophorea; Peniculida; Parameciidae
Source: the annotation of a GenBank genome assembly